Messenger RNA from Fonsecaea monophora, 1386 nucleotides. RefSeq lists its product as hypothetical. Lineage: Eukaryota; Fungi; Ascomycota; Eurotiomycetes; Chaetothyriales; Herpotrichiellaceae. Bases 1 to 1386 code for a protein of 461 amino acids. The transcript is spliced from 3 exons. The record is from RefSeq and is a predicted model, not a curated record.
AUGUCGUCCACCCCCUUUGACAUCUCAUCGUCGUGCAAUCUCUUCAAACAUCAGCAUCUUGAGACCACAGCCCUCAUCCACAUCCUCAAGACUUCGUCCACAUCCUCAACACCUCAUCUACAUCCUCAACACCUCAGCUACAUCCUCAACACCUCGUCCAUAUCCUCAAGACCUCGUCCACAUCCUGAUCAAGACCUCAUCCACAUCCUCAAGACUUCGUCCACAUCCUCAACACCUCAUCUACAUCCUCAACACCUCAUCCACAUCCUCAACACCUCAUCUACAUCCUCAACACCUCAUCCACAUCCUCAACACCUCAUCCACAUCCUCAAGACCUCUCUGUCUGACAACAACCUCCACGGGUCCCAGCUCGCGUUCCCUCUGUCCACCUCCAUGUCCUACCCACAGGACAGACAAACACAGCCGGAGACAACACUCCCACCAUCCCCCGGUCUGCCGCCGACCGUCAACGAAUCUCUCACCCCCCUCACCGAACCAAGCCACCGUCUCUUGAGACGUGAAGACCUCGAGGCACUUGAACAGGCCAGAAUACGCCACGACGCGAUGCAACAAGCGGCGAUCCAUCAUCCUAACGAGAUGAUUCCGUACAGCCACCACCCGUGGAGCGCAGGCUACCUGUGGCCAAACCACACGUACCAGCCGCCGCCAUACCCCGCCCCCCAGCCGUGGAACACCGCCUCUGCGUACCCUCCAAGCUACACGUCGGCAUACAGCGUCCCUCAGCAGCCGGCAAGCAACGCCUACCACGAGCCAAUGUCUCGGCACCUACCGCCUCUACCUGUUCACCCGCCCCUCCAGCCUUCUCGCUCGCCGCCAGCCGGGACACCGUCCCCUCCGCAUCAUCUUCCACCCCUUCGCACCAACCCUGAACCCCCUCGCUUUCACAACAAGAUCCACGUCGACAUUAUGGUCGCAGCCGUAGCCGAAGUCCUACAUGGACUGUUGACUGGAGUGUUGAGUGGAUUCCUGACCGCAGGCACGGCCAAGGCCAAGGUCGAGGUCGAGGACGAGGUCGAGGUCGCGGUCGCGGUCGUGGUCGUGCAGCAAGGGCCAUGCCCAACAACAACGCACACAACCAAGGAGCACAAUACAAUGCCUGGCACGGCCAAGGCACAGAUCCCAUGUCCGAUGAGGAACGGGACACCACACAACACCGCCGCGCCGCACAAAGCCCAGCUACACAGCCGCCCUCCACGAUCGGGGAAGGCACAAACACCAUGUCCGAUGCCGAACACAGCCAGGCCACACAAGGCCCUCCGGGACAACAAGAAGAUCGGCAAGGUGAUCAUCCUCCCACGGGAGACGAAACGACUGAUGUUGGCCGUGGCAGAAACCGAGCCAGCCCUUUCCGCGCACCAGAGAUGA